This is a messenger RNA of Pocillopora meandrina, 5284 nucleotides long. Lineage: Eukaryota; Metazoa; Cnidaria; Anthozoa; Scleractinia; Pocilloporidae. The record is from the annotation of a GenBank genome assembly.
AUGGCAUCUGUCGAAGUGGAGAAACUUUCAGAGCACCUUUUGAAAUGUCCGAUCUGCCUGGAGACGUACACGAUGCCUAAAGUUCUUCCCUGCUUGCACACUUUUUGUCAACAUUGUUUACAUGGGCUCAUCAACAGCGGAGAAAACACCAUCAUUUGUCCGACUUGUCGAUGCGAGGUUUCUGUCCCUAAGGAAGGCGUCGGAGCACUGUCAACCAAUUUCUUCAUCAACAACAUGUUGGAUUUUCUCUCCGUUGCGAAGAGCAACUCCAACCCUGUUGUUUGCUCAAAUUGCGACGAGCAGAACAGGGCAACUUCCCGAUGCAUUGAGUGUAUGGAGUUUCUCUGUUCGCAGUGCGUUGCAGCUCAUCGCAGAACGCGAAUGACCAAAGAACACGAAGUUAUCGCUUUGGGUGAACUACAGUCGCAGAAAGAGGUUCAGGAAAAGUUACACAGACCCUUGCUUUGCACGGUUCAUGAGCGGGAUGUAUUGAAGUACUUCUGCGAGACGUGCGACGAGCCUGUUUGCCGCGAAUGUCUUAUCAUUGAUCACAGAGAACACCAUUAUGGUUAUUUAAAAGAUGUGGAUAAAAAACAUCGGUCAGAGGUAAGAAAUUAUCCGCAAAUCUCGUUGCUAACAGCACGCUAAUAGCGUCUUUAAUUUGCCAUAGGCGAAUGGUAAGACGCAAUUAUCCAGUCUUUGUUGCGACGGAAUGCGUGAACUAUUUGCUUUGUUAUUGACUGGAAAUUUCUGUGAGUAGAGGAAAGCUUAAGUUCUUACGUUACAUUAUGAUUAAAGGUUUUAUUCAAUAGGAUAAAGCUACAUUAAAAUCAUCAAGAGCACUAAUACUUCGGCAUUCAGCUUUUCAGUCGUAUUUGAAAAUGUUGGCUAACCUAAUUUAAGACGUAGUACGUAGGUUGAGAAGAAAAAAGAAAUUAGACUUUCUACAUUUUGUAAGACUAGCAUCUCUAUUAUUACUGCUGUGUACUAAACUACGAUCAGUCCCUCCUUAUCGGCGAAAUCCUUCGCGCGAAUUAAACUAAAAUUGAUGAUAGCGCGCCACGCGGAACUCCACGAAUUUUUUUUGACUUGCGCGACGAACUUCGUCGAAAAAGAGGGACUGCUCGUUGUCUAGCUGUUUAUAUUUUAGUUUUUCUUUUUUUGCUGGUUGCGCUGUGAUUAACCCAAGGAUACUCAAUAUUGGCGACGGUAAUUAAUUUCUCAACCACUAAGUAACUACUCUAGGCGAAUAGAAUGCCAUGAAUAUUGUUUUUAGUGCAUUUAAGGGUUUUGGUAUCGUUCGAAACCUGGCUCUUUUUUCCCACUACUUGUGGGAAAACUGAACAUGUCGCUGUUCAGUUCAGGAUCUUAAGCAGAUAAUUUUCUCAGAGAUUUUGCACAGUGUGAGUUGUUUGUCGCAGCGUGAGUAUGUUUCUUUGUUACAUGUAUUUAUUUUGUUUAAUUCAUCGCUUCUUUAUUCCAGGUUGGAGUUCUUGUUAUGAAUACUAAAAAACGAAUAGCCCCUUUGAAAGAAGCUAUUGAAAAAGUGUCAGAAAUGAAACAGAAACUGGACUGCAAACUGGAAGAAGUUCGACAAGAGGUUAUCCAAAACUGCAAACGAUGCAGAGAAGUUGUUCAAGAAAGAGAAGAGGAAAUUCUCACACAGGUUAAUAACAUCUACCGGAUGAAAUCUAAAACGCUGGAAAUCCAACUGGAUGAACUCGAAAUGAUGAUGGGAAAUCUAAACAGUAGCAUAGAUUUUACUGAAAGUCUUCUUCGGCACGGAAACGAAGCAGAGGUGAUGCUGGUCAAAAAGCAAAUGACACAGCGAUUACAGGACUUAAACAGCGUCAAGUUGGAGUACCUACCACUGGAAGAUGACCUCAUUGACUACAAGUUCUCUACCGACGAGUUUAGAAAGGCCCUCGAGUAUAUUGGCGAGGUGAAGGUUUACCAUGCGUACCCGCCAUAUUGUUUUGCAACCGGCGUGGGAAUCCAUCGAGCUAAGUCUGGCGUGGAGGCAGUGUUUCUUGUUACAACGAAAGACAGAAUGAACGAGGUAUUCAGUGGCAGAGGGGAACCAAUCAGAGUUCAGAUUGAUCCACCCGAGGGAGAUCCCGUCCCGAGUAAGUACUUGAACAAUCUUUUAGCACAUGCGCUUUCGUGUCAAGUAAUUGAAAAGAAGGAUGUCAGCGAGCUCUGAUAGGAGAUAAAGCGCAAUAAAGACCAUCUAAUGUAGGACGAAAAGCAGUUCAUAGCUGUGUCUACCACUGAUUUAGUUUGUUUAGUUGUAAAGCAGGUAAUUUUUUUUAUUUCUCGCAGCAUAUGUGAUUGAUAACGAAGACGGCACCUUCACCAUAUCCUAUCAACCGACAGCACGAGGACUUCACCAGAUCCACAUAACCAUGCGAAAUAUCCACAUCAAUGGGAGUCCUUUUAGUGUUAACGUGACGGGAAGAAUGGACUUUGGAAAAGUUGGGAAAGUCAUGGCGUGCUUUGGCUGUGAGGGAGCUGGGGGAGGUAGGAUUUAGGAAGGGGGAGGUGAGGGGCGGCAAUGGGAGGGAGAGGGAAGUUGGCCAUAAAUGAAGAUGGAUAGACUGCAACCUCGUUUUGAUACUUCAUGGCGCCACAUGUCCAACAGACCCACCGAUGUCACCACCCCCUUUCUCUCCAUAUAGAAUAUGCAUAUAUAAACGCUUUUAAAGGCUUUUCUUUCCUUUUCUAUAUUAUUUUUUUUUUACUUUUCUGGGGGGGGCAGGGUGGGGGGCAAGGAACGGGGGGAAAGUGGAGGAAAGUGCACUGCGGGAAAUGAGGAAGUGGUGAGUUGAUUUCUUUUAGCAAUUAAUAGCUCUUUUUAUAAAGAAGAAAAACUGGGCAUUUAUCAUGUGUAAGCCUUCAGAAUUGCAUCUGUAUUCCUACGAUCUUUUAUGACAGGGGAGUUCAAUAUGCCUUGGGGUGUCACCAUAGACGACGAGAACAACCAUCUCAUUGUCUCCGACUGUAACAACCAUCGAAUUCAGGUGUUCGACUUUGAGGGAACGUUCAUGUUUAAGUUCGGCUCGGAGGGUACGGAUAAGGGGCAAUUCAGGUACCCCAAGGGUGUGGCCCGCGCUCCUAACGGCCACAUAAUGGUUGCAGACUCCAACAACCAUCGAGUUCAAGUAUUCAACGAGGACGGUCGAUUUAUCAGGAAAUUCGGCAGCUUCGGAAUGGAGCGACCAGGCCUCCUAAACCAUCCGUGUGGCGUGGCGUGUACCCCUGGGGAACUGGUGAUAGUAACGGAACAGGAUAAUCAUCGGGUGCAAUUAUUUAACGUGAACGGGGAGCCCGUGCGACAGUUUGGAACGCAGGGGUUUUCAAAAGGACAGUUUAUAUACCCUCAUCACGUGUGUGUGAAUCAGCGAGGGAGGAUCAUUAUAGCCGAUUGUGUCAAUGAUCGAGUUCAAGUGUUUGAUUUGGAAGGGAAAUAUUUAUCUGACUUUGGAAAAGAAGGUAAGCUCUUGACAUGUUUCAAAGAGAAUUUUCUCCCCAAAGCAUUUUCCCCUAGCAGAAUGAAUUUUUCCCCCUAAAAAUCUUGCCUCAGUUCAAAGUUACGUGCCCUUCCUGGAUACUUCCCUCCAAAAACAUGGAUCCUCCUAAAGGCUGGCCGCAAAUCAGAUAUGCGUUUCUCCCUGACGGUUGAAUCAAGUGAAGUGUACUUCUCUGUUGACUCUGUUAGAGUCAAAAUUGAUAUCAACGGUGUCCUUCGUUCAAACUUCCCUUUCAAAAAUUGUAAAUUGCUUAAUGCAGUCUAGCUAAAGUUUGCAUAACAUUAGUCAAUCAGACCUGACAUAGUAAUUAUUACAAGGAAGUGAUGAAAGCUAAAAGCAAAAAUGAGCAAAUUUCCUGAAGCGCGGGAACCUUGGAUUGACCAGGUUGUGACUGCUUUUAGAUUGUGUCUGAUUGGUCAAGAGAAUAGCACGAGUCAGUUUUCUCGACCAAUCACAGAGAAAGUAAAGGAUAACCAUUUCAAUCCUGGAGUAUUAGCGAUACUCGAAAAAUUUCCCACCAUUCCUUUUGCAGGAUCACAAAACGGCUUAUUUGACGGCCCCGAGGGCGUGGCCUGCGAUGACGAGGACAACAUCCUAGUGUGUGACUAUCACAAUCACCGGGUGCAAGUGUUCAAUUCUAAUGGCGAGUUUGUCAACGCGUUUGGUGCAUACGGUGAAGACGAAGGGUGUUUUAAGAAUCCGUGUGGAAUUGCCAUAACGAAAGAAGGCAACAUCGUUGUGGCUGAUAGUGGAAAUAAUAGGAUUCAAGUCUUUUAGAUCCCACGAUGACGAUCUGUUUCAGUCUAAAGGGAUAAUUUUUACCGCCAGUUGUACUUUUUUAUGGAGGGUGGGAAAGGAUGGAGGUCCACCCAAGUCUGAUAUCGACUGAUACGAUUUCUUUUCAUUCACUACCUAUCAUAACUUUUUACUGAAACGCGAUGUUGCCUUCCAAUUCGCGGAAAAUAUGUAAAAAUAAAUAAAAGGCCAGGAAUUGAUCUCCCAUUCCAGAGAAGUUCAUCUUAAAAAAAAUAACGGUUUCGUAGCCUUUGAAGACGCGCGAUUCAGGAGAAAACAAAUCACAAAGAAACAGCUUUCACAAAUCAUAAAGUGCUCUAUCCAAUAACUACCCAGUUUAACGAAUAUCCCCUCGUCGGCUUGACGUAAACAGGUCAACGGAAUAGCUCUUGCAUAUCUACAUUGAGCCUCACGUGUCACGGAUGUUCAAUUCUGGCAAUCUUUUGCAACAUUUCAAACAUUUAGAAUACAUUGUUUCUAGAAUUUAAAUAAAAAAGUGGGGAUGUGGUGAACGCUUGUAAGAUUUUUUUGACAGUCAAUCUCAUCAUCCAAGAAUAUUGCAACUUCUUCCUCGCAACUUUCAGCCAAAGUUAUCUUCUUUGAUUAGUGGGCCAGUGGUUCCUAACAUCAUCUUCUCGCAAUAAGGGACAGAAAAACAUGAGACCACCAGGAACCAGGCUCACGCAGCCCCGUGUGAAUAAGCGUUAUUGAACACAGUUGUACAUGUAGCUUGUAUAUAACCUGUUACUUUGAAUUUUUUAUUUCUUCUCCUCUCCUUGUAAAUAUUUACAAAACAUAAUUCCUUUUUACUGAACUACAUAUAAGCUUGGUUAUAAAAUAAACUGUUAUUUACCAAGUGACCACUUUGAGGUACACACUGUCCAAUGAGAUUUCUGACCAAGAAGCAUAGAGAAGAUUACUACUGAUUAAUACAAGAUGAGAUACUACACAACAAAGCC